AUGAAGUCUACUCUGUUCAUCGGCUCGCUUAUUGUGGGCUCUGCUUCCGCAUACAAGGCUACCACCACUCGCUAUUACGAUGGACUGGAGGGCGCUUGCGGAUGCGGCUCAAGCUCUGGCGCAUUCCCGUGGCAGCUUGGUAUCGGCAACGGAGUCUACACGGCUGCUGGCUCUCAGGCCCUCUUCGACACGGCCGGUGCUUCAUGGUGCGGCGCGGGCUGCGGUAAAUGCUACCAAUUGACCUCGACGGGAGAGGCGCCCUGCUCCAGCUGCGGUACGGGCGGUGCUGCUGGCCAGAGCAUCAUCGUCAUGGUCACCAACCUGUGCCCGAACAACGGAAACGCGCAGUGGUGCCCGGUUGUCGGUGGCACGAACCAGUACGGCUACAGCUACCACUUCGACAUCAUGGCGCAGAAUGAGAUCUUUGGAGACAACGUCGUCGUCGACUUUGAGCCCAUCGCCUGCCCGGGCCAGGCCGCCGCUGACUGGGGAACUUGCCUCUGCAAUGGACAGCAAGAGACGGACCCCACGCCCGUUCUCGGCAACGACGACAGUGGCUCGCCUCCUCCCUCCGGGGGCUCGCCGCCGGCGACCUCAUCGAGCCCGCCAUCGGGGGGCGGCGGCGGACAGCAGACGCUCUAUGGCCAGUGUGGAGGCGAGGGCUGGACGGGUCCCACGACGUGCCAGGCUCCAGGCACCUGCAAGGCCCAGAACCAAUGGUACUCCCAGUGUCUUCCUUGA
Trichoderma citrinoviride is the source of this 741-nucleotide messenger RNA. RefSeq names its product carbohydrate-binding module family 1 protein. Gene Ontology annotation, biological process: carbohydrate metabolic process. Gene Ontology annotation, molecular function: cellulase activity; cellulose binding. The coding region runs from base 1 to 741 and encodes 246 amino acids. The record is from RefSeq and is a predicted model, not a curated record. NCBI's taxonomy places the organism in Eukaryota, Fungi, Ascomycota, Sordariomycetes, Hypocreales, Hypocreaceae. The transcript is spliced from 3 exons. Gene Ontology annotation, cellular component: extracellular region.